AUGUCAAGGGAUAAUGAGGAAGAUGUACUAUUAUCCGGUCUCCGAGUGUUGUUGACAUUAAGUGUCGAGGAAUUACUGGAUGUCCAGCAGGAUAUAAAUACCCAGCUGAGGAAGAGAUUAUAUCAACCUAGAAAUAGAAUAAAACGGUCAGCUAUAGAAUCAAAAACAGAAUAUGGAAGACUGCCAAAGGAAGAACAAUUAACCCGUGAGGAGUCACGCUCAAACAUAAUGCCAAUAGCAGAACCCAUCGAGAAAGAUAUAGUUGGAAGUAUUAAUUUAGUAAACGAUAAUGAACAUGUGGAAAACUCAGAGGCUGAGUUUUCGGAUGAUACCGAAGAUCUUAUACUUACACAAUUGGAAUCAAGUAAAAUAUUGUGUCAGAAUGUCAUAGAAACCUCAAGACAUUCCAAAUUAGAUGAACACAAAAAUAGUACAUCUGUAUUUAUUCCACCCAAUUCCAAAAUAGAGUUAACAAAUACACAAGAAUCAAAUAAUUCUAACUACUAUGAUGGGAAUAAAAACAUAUAUAGUUCGCCUCUCAAGGAUUCUACAGAUUCGUUUCGUGAUUCUGAUAAGACUGAAAUACAGUUGCUUAAGUUUGAAGAAAAUGUUCAACUUUCAAGAGCAAAUUGUAAUUCUAAUGGGAAAAGAGUUCAUAUGCAUUCUGAGAAUGACCUUAAUAAAACAAACUUGAAGUCUAAACUAAUCAAGAUGGAAGAUCCAAAUUCUCUAGUUAGACUUAAUCCAGCACAGACUAAUAGAAAGGAGAACAACGCCAUGUCCCCACAUAUUAGAACUAGAAAGAAAUUUGACUUCAAUUUGAAUCCACUUAUUUCAAAACCUUGGAUAUUAGAAGACUUUAAACCAAAUAAAGAUGUUUCUGCUGUUAAACGAGGUAAGAGAAGAUUAGAAGAAUUCUAUAAAAAAGCCGGGAAACCAAUGGGAGCACAGAUGGAGAACGAUAAAGUAGAACAUCCACUAUUUGAUAUGUCAUUUGAUAUGCCAUUUGAUAAUUUAAGACAAAGAACCGAUUCACCUCCUGGUUAUGGUCGUUUAGAUUUUCCAACAACACAAGAAAGAGAAGAAGACAAAAUUGCUUCAAAGAAAAUAAUCUAUAAGAAGACUAUGAAGAGAUUUCUUUCUUCUGUAAACUAUAGAAUACCACCUCAAGAACGGGAAUUCUUGUUUAAAAGGGAAGAAUUCAAUGAGGCAGUCAAUGACUCAGAUUUUAAAUGGGAUCCUACAACUCUUAAAAUAUACCCUUCUGCAUGA
Messenger RNA from Maudiozyma barnettii, 1272 nucleotides. RefSeq names its product ssDNA endodeoxyribonuclease SAE2 (gene SAE2). Bases 1 to 1272 code for a protein of 423 amino acids. Lineage: Eukaryota; Fungi; Ascomycota; Saccharomycetes; Saccharomycetales; Saccharomycetaceae. The transcript has a single exon. The record is from RefSeq and is a predicted model, not a curated record.